This is a messenger RNA of Cryphonectria parasitica EP155, 621 nucleotides long. RefSeq lists its product as uncharacterized. Lineage: Eukaryota; Fungi; Ascomycota; Sordariomycetes; Diaporthales; Cryphonectriaceae. Gene Ontology annotation, biological process: iron-sulfur cluster assembly. The record is from RefSeq and is a predicted model, not a curated record. The transcript is spliced from 3 exons. The coding region runs from base 1 to 621 and encodes 206 amino acids.
AUGGCAAUGAGCGGGGAGUUGCAGAAUGCCAACCCUACCAUCAUCAAUACGUCGGAGCUCCCCACCCGGAGGCGCGCAAAGAGGAAGGCAGAUGGCCGCAGCAAGGGCGAGGACGUCACUGCCUUCAUGCCAGAUCGCGAGUGGGAUUCUUCCUUUGAGCAGGAAGACGAGGAAGAGGAUCCAAUCGACGAGCAGGAAAUCUUUGACCUCAUCUCCACCAUCUCCGACCCUGAACAUCCCCUCACGCUCGGCCAGCUGGCAGUGGUCAACCUGCAAGACAUCCACAUCGACCCGCCGCCGAUGCCAGGGAAGGGGCCAGACCUAGACGUCAUUACCACGGUCACGGUCGAGCUCACCCCGACCGUGAACCACUGCAGCCUGGCUACCAUCAUCGGUCUGGCUGUGCGGGUCCGCCUGGAUGCGUGUCUGCCCCCGAACUACAGGCUCGACAUCAGGAUGAAGCAGGGCUCGCAUGCGCAGGACACGCAGAUCGACAAACAGCUUGCCGAUAAAGAGCGUAUUGCUGCCGCUUUGGAGAACGACACGCUCAAGCGAACACUGGACACCAUGAUGGAGACGUGCAUCAAGAUUUACGACAGCGAUGAGGAGGCAAGGGUGUGA